CCCUUGUACAGUAGCAUCAGCUACAAAUUAUCUCUUCCCCACUCCUUCCAAUUUCCUCUCUCACAUCAUCCACAUAUUUUCCUCUAGGGUUUCAACACGAUGCAACCGGCGGCAAGUUCAAUGGUUCCACCACCAAUGGCGGCGCAACCACAGUACCAACAGCAGUGGAUGGCUCAGCAGCCGCAGUACCAGGUUCUGCCACCGCAGUCCGGUUAUUACUACCAGCAACCACCACCGCAGCAGGGAGGCGGAGUACCCCCACCGCAGCAGCAGCAACAACAAUCUCAGUACACGGCUUCAGCUCAGCCGACCAGUGCUGAUGAAGUCCGGACGCUUUGGAUUGGAGAUCUACAGUUUUGGAUGGAUGAACAGUACCUAUAUAAUUGCUUCGCGCAAACUGGAGAGGUGGUCUCUGCUAAAGUUAUCCGCAACAAGCAAACUCAACAAUCAGAGGGUUAUGGCUUUAUUGAGUUUAAUAGUCAUGCUGCUGCGGAAAGGAAUCUACAAGCAUACAAUGGCACCUUGAUGCCUAAUAUUGAGCAAAAUUUUAGGCUCAAUUGGGCAUCACUUGGUUCGGGUGAAAAGCGUUCAGAUAAUACUCCUGAAUAUACAAUAUUCGUUGGAGACUUGGCAGCUGAUGUUACAGAUUACAUGCUUCAGGAGACAUUCAGACCCAAUUAUCCUUCAAUCAAGGGUGCUAAGGUUGUAACAGAUAGGGCAACCGGGCACACAAAGGGUUAUGGGUUUGUUAGAUUUGGGGAUGAGAGUGAGCAGUUACACGCUAUGACUGAGAUGAAUGGAAAGUUUUGCUCCACUAGGCCCAUGCGCAUUGGUCCUGCAGCUAACAAGAAGAAUGCUGGUGGUCAGAUGCAAGCUUCAUAUCAAAGUACUGGAACUCAAAAUGAGGAUGACCCUACUAAUACGACGAUUUUCGUUGGAAACUUGGAUGCCAGUGUAACUGAUGAUCACCUCAGGCAGGUUUUUGGGAACUACGGGCAAUUGCUUCAUGUAAAAAUACCACUAGGCAAACGUUGUGGUUUUGUUCAAUUUACCGAUAGAAGUUGUGCUGAGGAAGCUUUACGAGCAUUAAGUGGAACUCAGUUGGGUGGACAAACCAUCCGCCUUUCAUGGGGUCGUAGUCCUUCAAACAAGCAGCAGUCUCAGGGUGAUCCGACCCAGUGGAGUGGUGGUUAUUAUGGGUAUACACCAGGAUACGACGCCUAUGGUUAUGCACAACCUACUCAGGACCCAAAUAUGUACUAUGCAGGCUAUGCCGGGUAUGGAAAUUAUGCGCAACCUCCACAUCAACAGCAACAAAUGUCGCAGCAGCCUCAGUAAUCUGCUGGUCAAAGGAAUUGGUGAGAGCUUCCUAACAUGGCAAAAACAUUGAUGUUGAAAAUCGGAGCGCAUAGAUUUUUCAGAUGAACGCAGAGGUAGUGUAGUUUGUUAUCUGUAGGUUAGGUCUUGGAGAUACAUUUAUGUUCUGGUCAGCUGUCUGUUUCUGUAGUUGCCUUUUCUAUUUCCUUUUUUCUCGGCCUAUUGCGCACUUGGCCAUUUUUGUUAUAUGCGGUCUAGUGAUGUUAAAGACCUCAGAGAGAUCAAGGACGCAUCUUUUUAUACUUUCCAUAGUUUUGGCUUGUCAAAAUGUUGAUUUUGAUCUAUUAUGGUGCUCUUCUUUCUAA
Messenger RNA from Solanum stenotomum, 1682 nucleotides. Its product is annotated as polyadenylate-binding protein RBP45-like. Gene Ontology annotation, cellular component: cytosol. Gene Ontology annotation, molecular function: mRNA binding. The transcript has 7 exons. The record is from RefSeq and is a predicted model, not a curated record. Lineage: Eukaryota; Viridiplantae; Streptophyta; Magnoliopsida; Solanales; Solanaceae. The coding region runs from base 100 to 1338 and encodes 412 amino acids.